AUGAGUACUGUACUUAUUCUCCCCUACAAAAGACCACAUUGGUCUGUACGUAGCCAGGGCCACGCGCUUUUCCAUGCGUCCCUUCUGGAGACCUCUCAGGUUGACCGCGGAAACUGGGGAGGCUGCCCCGACAUACUUCCCACCCCCGCGGGCUGCGCACCUUCCCGGGUCUUCAAGGUCAAAGGAAACUGGACACCUGCGUCCUCAAGCUCUGGGUCUGCGUUUGGAGCCUGCAGUAGCGGCCGGGCCCAAGCGCGGACAGCCGCGGCGCACCGGAUCCCCACGGCCCCCGCAGCCCCCGGGUCCACAGGGCGUCCCGAGGCUGUCCGGGCCGGGGCAAGACGCGGGAGAUUCACGCGGAGUCCUGGCAGGAGCGCAGGCAGGGCAGAGGCGCUGGCCGCGCCCUUACUUCACGAGUGCGCACCGGGAAGCAACAGAGCGGGCUCCAGCCGGGGUCACAACACGCCCGACAGGGGCGCAGUUACUAGCACUCCGGGACCGCUCCUCCCUCCCUCGAUCCCUCCCCGCGGCCUGGCGCACCCGGGCCUCCAGGCCCCGCCCCGCCCCUUCCGUUGGCGCCGCCGUGGCGAGAGCGGGCCGGGAGGGGCUCACGGGCGCGGCUGCGGCAACGCAGCGACCCCUGCUGGAGAUCGCGCUUCGGAGGACUGCGCUGAGGCCAGGCCCGGGCCGAGUGGAGCCCGGAAGCCGGUGCCACGGGUUUCCACGUGGUUGAAGAGAAUUUGUCUUCAUGCAGUGUCCUUGGAUUUUCUGGGGUCACGGACCCUUUUGAACAGCUUUGAGAGUUAUAACGUGUCUCCAGAAAAAUGUACAUACCCGCCAGAACUUACUAAUAAAAUAAGUGAAGGUAAACCAGGUACCACCAGAACUCCAAGAACUCACUACCUGCAUCAUGCUCGUGACCUGCGGCAGACGUGGCUCCCAUGGAGUUCAGCCAUGUUGUGAUCCUGGUAACCCUGUUCCUGAUUUGGGUUUAUGAUGCUUGCCAUUCCUUCCUUCUUUCCUUCCUUCCUUC
This is a messenger RNA of Lutra lutra (Eurasian river otter), 1033 nucleotides long. RefSeq lists its product as uncharacterized. The record is from RefSeq and is a predicted model, not a curated record. The transcript has 3 exons. Bases 1 to 963 code for a protein of 320 amino acids. Lineage: Eukaryota; Metazoa; Chordata; Mammalia; Carnivora; Mustelidae.